Messenger RNA from Hippocampus zosterae (dwarf seahorse), 5940 nucleotides. It is a transcript of the gene bnc1, whose product is annotated as basonuclin 1. Lineage: Eukaryota; Metazoa; Chordata; Actinopteri; Syngnathiformes; Syngnathidae. Gene Ontology annotation, biological process: regulation of transcription by RNA polymerase I. The transcript is spliced from 5 exons. Bases 359 to 3562 code for a protein of 1067 amino acids. Gene Ontology annotation, cellular component: nucleus. The record is from RefSeq and is a predicted model, not a curated record.
AGUUUAAGUCUCUCCUGACUGAAUUAGAAGAGUCUCAAGCAUUUGUGGUUCCUUUUGAUCACAUCUCUGAAAGAUGUGUGUCAUUCCCUCUUCCAGCCAGCUGUGAGGGGACUGCCCUGUGUCUCUAAGGGGGUAGGCUUGUGUGCACGUGUCGUUGUGCGCGCAUUAAUGUGUGUGUGAGAGAGAGAGAGAGUGCUUGUUGUUGAGGGAGAAACUGCUCGGUGUGAUGGCGCUUUUGCAUGAGUACUUUUGCGAAUAGGAGAGUUGGGCGCAGUUGUUUUGUGGGACUCAAAGGGGAAUGGCCAACUCGGUGGGUACUCUUGGGAACAUCUGACUGAAUUGGCUGAAGAUAAUUACAAUGGCUGAGCCUGAGGCUAUCUGUUGCACUUUAUUGAAUUGCACCUGUGACAACUUUAAACCUGGGAAGAUGAAACGUCGGCAGUGUGAAAACUGCAAGCAUGGCUGGGUUGCACAUGCUCUUAGUAAACUGAAGUUACACCACAUGUAUCAGAACGGCCAGGUGGAGAUCGUGCAUUCCAAUGUGGUGUUUGACAUCUGCAGCAUGAUGCUCUAUGGGACCCAAGCUAUUCCCAUACGCCUGAAGAUUCUCUUGGACCGCCUUCUUUCAGUUCUCAGACAGGAAGAGGUUAUCAAGAUUCUUAAUGCACUUGACUGGACACUACAGGACUACAUACGCGGAUAUAUACUCCAGGAUGUAGCAGGGAAAGUACUGGAUCGUUGGUCCAUCAUGACAUUUGAGGAGGAGAUUGCCACCCUACAGCAGUUUCUGCGCUUCGGUGAGACCAAAUCCAUCGUGGAGCUCAUGACAAGAGAAGACAAGGAAGGACAAGCAGUACUAGUUCCCAGCACUUGCACCAUCUCAGAUAUUCACACUUUAAUUGAACGAAAUACUCCAUGCCCUCCUGCCAACUUGUCUACAAUCAAAACAGAGAAUUUGAAAGAUUACAACAUUCACCACUUUGAGACUUUCAUGAAAAGCAUGGCCUUUAUGCUGCCUUUCCAUCUGUUAAAUUCUAUUCCAGCUCCAUUUCUUGGCUCCCCAGCAGGUACAUGCCAGCAGCUUCACCAACAUUACCAGCAGACAUGCCAAGGGUCAGUAGAGCAUCAGAGUCAGAACCAAGAUGAUCAAGAAGAGGACAAUACAGUCACUGAGUACCCCCUCCAUCUUCCAUAUUCAGCAGACAGCAGCCAUAUGGCUUCCAGCUCCGUCGCAUUCACUGGUUUUCCAGGCAAAGCGAUGGAAUAUCUUUCCUCAACAAAGGUUAAAGUGGAAGAUUUUUCAACCCACGCCAACUACUCUGAUGGACCCUCGAAACACUGUAUGACCUCUGAUGCAAUUCAAAUGUUAUCUUUUGGUCAGAUGUGUGAUGGAAACAUUGGAUUGGGCAUUUCAAAAGGAAGUGGGUGUGGAGGAUCCCUGAAGAAGGGCCGUGUGUUUUGCAGUGCCUGUGAGAAGACGUUCUAUGACAAAGGUACACUGAAAAUCCAUUACAAUGCAGUUCACCUUAAGAUCAAGCACAAGUGUACAAUUGAAGGAUGCAACAUGGUAUUCAGUUCACUGCGUAGUCGCAACCGCCACAGUGCCAAUCCUAACCCACGACUUCACAUGCCCACGAAUCGCAACAAUCGAGACAAAGACAUGCGAGACAACUUACCUCCUGAGGAAUGCUAUCCUGGAGAGAAAAUGUCAGAAUACGUCACAUCUAUUCCAAUCUCCUCGGCAGAAAGUCACCAAUCAGUUUCCAGCUACAUGGUGAAACGAGUGGAUGGUGGCCUAAGGAUUAACAUCAGCUCUUUCCCCAGUAGAGGACAGAAGGGUAUUCUUUUCCCAAAUGGAAAGACAGUGCAGCCAGUCCUGCCUUUCUACCGCAGCAGUGUUACACCGGCAGAACUUGCCAACACCCCAGAAACUAUACCCUCACUGCCUUCACUGUCAUCUUCGGUGUCUGUAAAACCUACCACAGUUCCUACAAUCUGCAAUGCUGACCCCGUACCCAAAAAAAAGCCUCGAAAGUCAAGUAUGCCGAUUAAGAUAGAAAAGGAGAUGUUGGAGCAAGAUGAGCAGAUUGAUAAGGGGAGUAACUUUGAGCAGGACCAUCCUUUACUGAAUGGAGACAAAGAAUUAUGCGGGUGUCACAUAGCAGAAGGGAAUAUUAUUUACCUGGGAGGUGGCAUUGAGCACGAAGAGAAAAUUGUGUAUUUUGAUGAGGAUCAAGAAAGGAAGUGUAGCAAGUGUUUGUUGGACCAAACCACAGGGAUGUUCAAGGAUGAGCACAAAAAUGAAAACUUACAGCAAGGGGAAACCGCAACCACCAUGAGUUCAUCCUCUCCUUUAAAAAACAAGUUUAUCAAGAGCCUUUGCGACAACCGAUUGGCCAGUCAGGAACCAGGCUUCAAUGAGGAAAUUGAUGAAAAAGAAUGGAAAAAUACGCUACAUGAACAUCAUCAAGUUUCCAAGAUGAAGUGGCGUGAGCACACACUGACUAAUGGGAAUGCACUUCAACUUUCAGAGCACAAGAAAGAACCCACUGAGUCCUGUGUAGAUUGUCAUGACAACUCAAGUUUGUCAGACUUUGACCCCUCUGCUUACCAGUUUCCCCAUUGUGAGAUUUGUGGAAAGACUUUUAAGAACCACGACGGAGUCAAGAUGCACUACCAAAAUGUGCACCUGAAGGAGCUGCACAUCUGCACAGUGAAUGGCUGCAGUGCAACAUUUCCCUCACGCAGGAGCAGAGACCGACAUAGUGGAAAUCUCAACCUUCACCACAAGCUGAUGACCAAAGUCCAUGAAAACAAAACAAAACUCCUCUACACUCCCUCAACUCACUGCCAAGUGAGAGACUCUGUUGCCAGGAACCACGACCAGGAUCUAUCAGACAAAGCUCUGUCUUUUCAAGACACAACCUGCCAGAACUCCGUGAUCUUCAGAGGACACAAUCACAUGGGUUUGGUGUACGCCAUCAGAAAAAAUCCUUUACCUUUAGAACACAAUGAAACAUUUCACGAAGAUGGCAUUCCGGGAUUAAGAGGGGAAAGCGGUGAGGAUGGGAUCGAUGGGAUCGUACUGGAUCUAAGCACCUCUUCCUAUGCUCCAAAUCACUGCACCAGCAGUGGUCGAUCCUGCUGGGACUCAGAUGGAGUUGACCAUGAGGAAGGAAAUGGGGCAGAGGAGGAUGUUGCGGCGCUCCAUAUGGAGGACAGUGCUGAGAGCUGUGAUGUAGGUAUAGAGAGGCCUCAAGGAGGCACAUUGCUGCAUGGGGGAAGCGAGAUCUUGAUUUACAGUGGUGAGGCACAGAAUGGACUUCCGGGAGGAGAAAGUGAGUCGCCAAUAACCUGCCAUUUGUGCCAAAAAGUCUACUGCAACAAAGGGACAUUCAGGGCCCACUACAAGACUGUGCAUCUCAAAUUGCUUCACAAAUGUAAAGUUCCUGGGUGUUACAUGACAUUUUCUUCAGUACGCAGCAGAAACAGGCAUAGCCAGAACCGAAACCUCCACAAAAAGCUGGUUGUUACCACAGGUGCAUCUCUGGACCAGGGAUAGUGGUUGUGGCAGAAUUCAUUCUGUCUGCUCAUACUUAUGUGGUUCAUUUUUAGAGCAACUGUGAGGCUCACCGAUUUGAACUUUUAAGUGUAGUCUACCUUGCCAAAUGUUUCGGGGAAAGGAAAACGAUGAAAAUAUAAUUGUCUGUGUAAAAAGAACAACUGAACAACACAUGUGCCAGUGCAAAUCUUGUGCACUUAAAAUGGUCCAAAUUUCAAUACACAUAAAAUUGCAGAAAGAAAUGGCACGCACGCACACACACACACACACACACACACACACACACACACACACACACACAUUAUAUAGACGUCCAUCCAUCCUUUUUCUAAUUUGCUCAUCCCCAGGAGGGUCGCAGUUGUGCUGAAGUCCAUACAACUAUCUUGAGGCAGUUGGCAGAGUUUACCCUGAACUGAUUGCCAGCUAAUCGCAGGGCACACAGAGACGAACAACCAUUUGCGAUCACAAUCACACUUGUGACAAUUUCGAGUGAUCCAUGAAUCUGUUAUGCAUGUUUUAUUGGAGUGCGGGAGUACCUGGAGAAAACCCACGGAGACACCGGGAGUACAUGCAAACACCACACAGGAAGUGUGGAAUCAAACCCUGCACCUCUGCACUGUGAGGCAGAUGUGCUAACCAGUCGACCAUCAUGUUUUUGUGUGACUAUGCGUGUGCGUGUGUGGGUGUGUGUAUGUGUGUGUGUAAAGAUAUCCUGAUGUUUUUGUGUUCAAUUAGUCACAUAUUUCGUAUAAAUAUGGGCAUAAUGUAAUAAUCAAACUUGUGAAAAAAACGUUUCUCUUUCAUGUUGUUAAUUUUGACAAUAGAUUUCAAAAAAGAUCUGUUGUGGUGUUACUUGACCAGUAAUUUAUAUUAUUUGUUGUGAUAUAUAUAAGUCUUUCUUUUCAGUUCUGUUGUAUAAUACAAAUGUUGACCAAAGAUUUUUCUAAUCAUAGAUGGAUAAAAAAAAAAACCUUCAUAUGAAGGGAGGGAGUAUGCAGUAUUUAAAAAAAAAAACUUUAAAAACGUUCCACCAGUAUUCAGGCAUCAUCUCAAUUGUAAUUUAAAAAAUGCCUCUUAAAAGCACAGGUUUAUGGGAUUUUCAAAUCCCAUGGAGUGUACCAUAUUUCCAGACUACAUACCUGAUUAAAAGCCGCAGCAGCUAAAGUUAGUCAUAAAAACAAAUAUUUACAUAUACUGUAUUCCGUUUCUUAGCAACGUGUCUCCAUGUUAUAACAUGGGAUACUGUACCUGCAAAGAGAGGUUAAGAGGAUGUUCUUUUCUGAAAUUUUUAAUUAGCAUAAACACCAGUCAGUUUUUUUUUUCGAAACAAUGCUGAACAAGGCUAGUUCCAUGGUUGAAAUUCGUUAGAGAGCUUGUGCAGUCCUCUUCACCACACUGUAGUCCAAGCCUUUCGAAGUUCACGAGAGUUGUUAUGAAUAAAUGGGGCCAGCAGAUUCACUCCAUAAUAGUACAAGUUUCGAAUUACUGUAGUAAAUGUUUUGGCCAAAGGGAAAAUAGUUACAAAUGCCAGGGCACUAAUCUCAUGGCUAGCACCAAUGUUGUGUAUCGCAUGUAGGGAGUUUUAAACACUCUUUGGCUGACUUUAAAAUUUUUUUGGCCGAAGAUAUCAUCAUACAGGUCUCACACUGAAUUAUGCAAAUGACUGACAUGAAUAUUCAGUAUGAACACGGACUCACAUAGUUUUAUUGGUCCACUGUGGCAUACUCUGUAAUGUCAUUGGUCAGACGUGACGAGACGACGGUUAAAUCUAUUGGCGGCAUGAAUUCAUCCACAAAUGAACUUUAAAGCAUGGGGAAAAAAGUAGCGGUUCAUAGUCCAAAAAUUAUGAGUAUUCUCCUGUGUUGCACUGGUUGUCAAGUGGCCUGACUGACCGGACAAAAAAAACUUCAUGUCUGGAGGUUUGCAAUAUAUGUACUGUGAAUGCAUCAAACACUGAAAGACAAAAUAUUCAUAAAGAUAAUGCAAAUGUGUUUACACAAACAUACAGAUGUGAAAAGCCAUAAAGACAUUGGUCAUUGUAAUGUGAAUACAUAAGUGGCUUUGCUAAACUAAAUCAUACCGGUAACAAUGGUAAUUAGGGUCAUUUUAUGGCCUUCCAGGUUUUAUAAUUUAUUUUUUAAUGAAUGACAAAAAGGUCAUGUUGUUGACUAGGAUAAUUUAUAGUGCUCCUGUUACUUGUUUCUUUGUAGGUGAAUCAUUGUUUGGUAACACACAUUGUUGAUUGUAUUCUCUGUCGUUUUUUUGUUUGUAUGUUUGUUUUUUACUAGUAAGUGAAAUUAAGUGACUAUAAUUUAUUUUAUUUUUUCACCAGUUUAUUUUUAUUAACAGGACAUAGAAUAAAAAGUCAUAUAUUUGAA